Sordaria macrospora k-hell is the source of this 906-nucleotide messenger RNA. NCBI's taxonomy places the organism in Eukaryota, Fungi, Ascomycota, Sordariomycetes, Sordariales, Sordariaceae. The record is from RefSeq and is a predicted model, not a curated record.
AUGGUGAACAUUACGGAAAAGAUCAAGGAGAUUGAGGAGGAGAUGAGGAAGACCCAGAUCGCCUCUUACGCUUUCACGACGCUCACGGCCAUUCCUGGCGUGCUCGAAUAUGGCGGUGCCGAAAUCCAGCUGCUCGAUCUGCCCGGUAUCAUCGAGGGUGCCUCCGAAGGCAAGGGUAGAGGAAGACAGGUUAUUUCGGCCGCCAAGACAAGCGACCUUAUUCUCAUGGUUCUGGACGCCACAAAACGUGCUGAGCAGAGGGCCCUCCUUGAGGCCGAGUUGGAGGCUGUAGGCAUCAGACUUAACCGCGAGCCACCAAACAUCUACCUCAAACCCAAAAAGGCCGGCGGCAUGAAGAUCACCUUCCAAACACCUCCCAAGAACGGCCUCGACGAGAAGAUGGUGAUGAACAUUCUGCGCGACUACAAGAUCCUCAACUGCGAAGUCCUGGUGCGCGAUGAGAACGUGACGGUCGACGACUUCAUCGACGUGAUUAUGAAGGACCACCGCAAGUACAUCAAGUGCUUGUACGUGUACAACAAGAUCGACAGUGUGUCCUUGGACUUCCUCGACAAACUCGCGCGCGAGCCCUACACCUGCGUCAUGUCCUGCGAGCUCGACCUCGGCAUCCAGGACGUCAUCGACCGCUGCUGGAAGGAGCUCAAGCUCAUCCGCAUCUACACCAAGCGCAAGGGCACCGACCCGGACUUUAGCGAGGCUCUGAUUGUGAGGAGUAAUAGCACUAUCGAGGACGUGUGCGAUCGCAUUCACAGGACGCUCAAGGAGACCUUCAAGUACGCCCUCGUCUGGGGCGCCAGCGCGAGGCAUAUCCCCCAGAGGGUGGGGUUGGGUCAUCCGGUGGCGGAUGAGGACGUCGUGUAUAUAGUCAGCGGGUGGAAGGCUUAG